UUCACAUCUCAGACUAAUUCUUAUCAUUAUCAUGGAGCCCAACAGUCCCAAAAAGAUACAAUUUGCUGUACCUCUAUUCCAGAGUCAGAUUGCACCCGAAGCAGCAGAACAGAUAAGGAAAAGAAGACCCACACCAGCAUCACUUGUGAUUCUCAAUGAACAUAACCCCCCAGAAAUAGAUGACAAGAGGGUGACCAACACACAAGCAGAAUCACAGAACGCAUCCCCUAAGCAAAGGAAGCAGAGUGUGUAUACACCACCUGCCAUGAAAGUGAUGCUCAGCCUAGCUCUGCACUCAGGAAUUACUCCUGGCAGUGCUGGGGAUCCAUUUGGGAUCAAACACAGGGGUUAAACAUCUGAAAGGCCAGAAUGAAUCAACAUUUCCUGAAGAAGAAGAAGGCGUAAACGAAAGAGAUGAGCCUUGGGACCAUUAAUUUCGAGUCUGCAGCAAGAAAGCUUCCUGGGGAUAACUGAACUAUUAACUUUUCUGAAUCUCCCAUGAAGCAUCACUGCUCAACUUCCAGAAGCUUUCUACAACUCUGCUCUACACAACACACACACACACACACACACACACACACAACAGUAGUAUUGCACCUCUGGGAAGACAUCCUUGAUUGAACUUUAGAAUUAAGUACAAAUUGAUCCAUAUUACCUUUAAGGAAAGAACAAGCAUUUAUUUUCCAAUGUUGUUUUUCUUUUUAAUAAUGUAGACGUUUUGCAAAUGUAAGUGUUCCUACUUUAAUACUGCCAAGCUUAAA
Messenger RNA from Sorex araneus (European shrew), 761 nucleotides. It is a transcript of the gene PPP1R1C, whose product is annotated as protein phosphatase 1 regulatory inhibitor subunit 1C. NCBI's taxonomy places the organism in Eukaryota, Metazoa, Chordata, Mammalia, Eulipotyphla, Soricidae. The record is from RefSeq and is a predicted model, not a curated record. Bases 32 to 352 code for a protein of 106 amino acids. Gene Ontology annotation, molecular function: protein phosphatase inhibitor activity. The transcript is spliced from 6 exons. Gene Ontology annotation, biological process: intracellular signal transduction. Gene Ontology annotation, cellular component: cytoplasm.